Messenger RNA from Acaulospora colombiana, 477 nucleotides. Lineage: Eukaryota; Fungi; Glomeromycota; Glomeromycetes; Diversisporales; Acaulosporaceae. The record is from the annotation of a GenBank genome assembly.
AUGUGGAGCUUUUUAGUUUUAUCAGCAAAUUCUGGACCUUUGUUGCCUUAUGAUUCUGAUUCGUGGUGGCACGCAAUUCCACUUGUUCCAAAUCUUUCGCUGUUCAUUGCGCUUCUGUACAUCAUGUAUUACAUUCUGUUGGAGCCAGUUGCUGGGAGCCUAUAUUCUAUAAUACUCUUAUACAUGGUAUAUAAUGCCACAAAUUUCAAUGCUUCGUAUCCGAACCACAAUACUCUUGCUAUCAUUGUUCACAUCAGUUCAUGGAUCAUGCAAAUAGCUGCUCAUGGGUUCGCCGAGAAAAGAAGUCCAGCUUUUAAAGAUAAUAUAGUACAGGCAUUUCUCCUUGCGCCCCUAUUUGUAUGGCUAGAAGUCCUUUUCGCAGUAGGUUAUCGAUCAGGACUUCAAAAGAGAGUAAGCUUAGAAGCCGAGCUCGCCAUUGCUAAGUUUAAGGAAGAAAAAGGCAAAAAAUCCGAAUGA